This is a messenger RNA of Astyanax mexicanus (Mexican tetra), 2455 nucleotides long. RefSeq names its product septin 8a (gene septin8a). The record is from RefSeq and is a predicted model, not a curated record. Gene Ontology annotation, cellular component: cell division site; septin complex; microtubule cytoskeleton. Gene Ontology annotation, biological process: cytoskeleton-dependent cytokinesis. NCBI's taxonomy places the organism in Eukaryota, Metazoa, Chordata, Actinopteri, Characiformes, Acestrorhamphidae. The transcript has 10 exons. Bases 260 to 1522 code for a protein of 420 amino acids. Gene Ontology annotation, molecular function: GTPase activity; molecular adaptor activity; GTP binding.
AGUAUGGUGUUGUGUGAGUGUUCUGGGUGUGUACGCGGGUCUGUUUCUGGAGGAGCCGCUGUCUCCUUCUGUGUGUGAGUGAAUGACACUUCUGAGCUCAGUGGGAGUUUCCAGGAAGGAGCCAUAUUGAAGGCGCUGCUGAGCUGCACUCGGCUGGUUCAGCUGCGCAGAGAGAGAAAGAGAGAGAGAGAGAGUCAGAGGGAGGAGGAGGGCAGCUCCCUCUCAGUAUACACACUCACUCACACACACAUUCCUCAUCAUGGCUGCCACGGACGUAGACGUGUUUUCGAGUGAAGAAAAACGGAGCCUCAGUCUGGGCGGUCAUGUUGGCUUUGACAGUCUGCCCGAUCAGCUGGUCAGUAAAUCGGUGACACAGGGAUUUUGCUUCAACAUCCUCUGUGUGGGUGAGACGGGCAUUGGCAAAUCUACGUUGAUGAAUACACUUUUUAAUACAACAUUCGAGAAUGAAGAGGCCAGUCACUACCAGAAUGGCGUGUACCUUCGGCCGAGAACGUACGACCUGCAGGAGAGCAACGUGCACCUCAAGCUGACCAUAGUCGACACAGUGGGCUUCGGGGACCAGAUCAACAAAGAAGAGAGUUACAAACCCAUCGUGGAUUACAUCGACACACAGUUUGAAAACUAUCUACAGGAAGAGCUGAAAAUCAAACGCUCACUUUUCAACUACCAUGACACGAGAAUCCACAUCUGCCUCUACUUCAUCGCUCCUACGGGCCACUCGCUCAAGUCCCUGGACUUAGUCACAAUGAAGAAGCUGGACAGCAAGGUGAACAUCAUCCCCAUUAUUGCGAAAGCUGACACGAUUUCCAAGAGCGAGCUGCACAAGUUCAAGAUCAAAAUCAUGAGUGAGCUGGUGAGCAACGGUGUUCAGAUCUACCAGUUCCCCACGGACGAUGAAGCAGUCUCUGAGAUUAACUCUUCAAUGAAUGCACACCUACCUUUUGCUGUAGUGGGCAGUGUUGAGGAGGUGAAAGUGGGAAACAAGACAGUGAGGGCCAGGCAGUACCCCUGGGGAGUGGUCCAAGUGGAGAACGAGAGUCACUGUGACUUUGUGAAGCUGCGGGAGAUGCUGAUUCGUGUGAAUAUGGAGGACUUGCGGGAGCAGACUCAUGCCCGGCACUACGAGCUCUACCGACGCUGUAAAUUGGAGGAGAUGGGCUUUAAAGACACAGACCCUGACAGCCAGCCAUUCAGUCUACAGGAGACCUACGAGGCCAAGAGGAAAGAAUUCCUGAAUGAUCUGCAGCGUAAGGAAGAGGAGAUGAGGCAGAUGUUCGUCAAUAAAGUAAAGGAGACCGAGUCAGAACUGAAGGAAAAGGAGAGAGAGCUCCACGACAAGUUUGAGCAGCUGAAGCGCAUGCACCAGGAGGAGAAGAGGAAGGUGGAGGAGAAGAGGAGGGACCUGGAGGAGGAGAUGAACGCCUUCAACAGGAGGAAAAUGGCUGCCGAGACGCUCUCCCUCUCACAGCCGCUCAAGAAGGACAAGGACAAGAAGAAUUAAUUUAUGAGCACGACAUCGCAGGCUGACCACGGACUUGCCUUCCAUCAUCAUAGCGACGUCAGCGUUUGUCUGUUUCUUUCUUUUUUUCUUGUUUGUUUUCUGCAUUUUCCUCAUUGACAUUGUAAACGGACCAAAGGCAGCGCUCAGGACCUCAGACACAGAGCUGCGGUAUGAGGACCACCUUUCCAGUUGCGUUGCCUCUCACCACCAUUUUUCCUUUUGGUAGGACCAUUCAGGUUAUCUUCUUUUGGAUUUUUUUAUACAUGUUUCCCAUUAUUAUUAUUAUUAUUUUUAUUUCUUUGUUUAUAUUUUUGACUCUUGAUUUCUCACAGAAGAAGGCAAAACAGACUCAUGGACUAUGUUAGUUGUUUCAGUUUCAGUGUGUCAAUAUUGUUUUUAUGAAAAGCUAAACAGUCAAUAAUGUCAGGCCAAGUUAAUGCUUAAGUAGAGCUUGCAUCCCUUGCCAUAAUGUACAGUAGUAUUUAAUAUCUGAGCCAACACUCUACAGCAUAGCAAUAAUGACCAGAUCAUGUGUGUAAACCAGUAUGCAACUUUAAACCCAUAUGGGCACAACCAAAAAAACUAAACUUUUUUCCUUUUUUUGUUUUGUUUGUUUGUUUGUUUGUUUUUUGGAUGCUGUUUUUAUAAUAUCCCAACACAAAUAUGUUGUCUAUUUUAGUAGCCUUGAUGGAAUGAUGACACAUGCAAAGUAUGUUUUGGUAUAAAAUGUAUGGUUUUUAGAAAUAAAUAUUAUAAGCUAUGCAGAACUUAUUAUUGUAUCACCAUAAAUAAUCAAACUCUAAACAGGACUGAGAUCUGUAUCUGAAUUAAAAAUGUAAACUUAUGCCACUUCUAGCACUGAUAUGUCAAAAGAAGAGUCAUUGUAUACCCCAGUACUGAAAAUAAACUGAAACACCUCCUUGUUGUCCUGGA